AUGGCACCCUCCUACAAUGCAAUUAAGCACAAUUGGCGCCUAUUUACUCCCACGGAGAGGCGCAAUAUAGCCAUUUAUAUUCUGGGGAUUAUGAUGUACAAGUUUGGUCUGGAGGCAUUCAAUGGAUCUAUCGUGACUCUCGCAACUAAUCGCUACGAUAACGAUGCCUGGGUUUCCGACACCACGCCCAAAACUUUCCAACGAGUUGGACUCAUGGUGGGUCUAAAUCAGGCCUGUCAGUGUGUCGGGUCUAUCCUGAUCGCCCCGCUUAUUCGGAGGUUCCCUUCCCGACUCGUUUUGGCGGGUGCCGUGCUCGUCUUUGGCCUUCUCAGCGCUAUACUUCUCAUUAUCGAUGCUAGCACAGGUGGUAGAUUUUGCCCGCCAGCCUUCCGCAAAAAGCACCCUGAACAUGAUUUUCAUUAUUACGGCGACUAUAAUACCGAUGGUAUCAUCCCCGUCUACUGCGUUGCUGGGAUCGCUUAUGGGAUGGUGGAAUUGAUUCGCCGUGUUAUUCCUCGUGACCUUGUCGGCGGAAAUGUCCAGAAAUUGCGCCAGUUAGAUGCUGUGGUGCAUAUAUUCUACGAAGUGGCUGGGACUGGUGGUGCUUUCUGCACCGCUUUGGCUCUUAUCCCGUACUUCGGAAAUAACUACUCUUUUCUCAUUACGCCCAUUUGCUUUGCGCUGGCGGCCGUUGGCUGGUUCUUCCUCACAGAUCAUGGGUUCCAAAGUCAACGGACCGAGGUCCUUGAAGAUCAACCGCCAUAUAUCCAGGCCGUUGUCGUUGGAUUCUGGCUCUUCUUGGAGUCCAUUUGGACCGGCGCCAGACUACUUUUUUCCUCUCGAAAGUUCCUCUGGCUGCUGCCCGGGUACUCAAUCGCCUUAUAUGCCCAUCGGUAUCUCGAGAACAGUAUAGCUCCCGCUAUUGCCCGUCGCUAUCUCGGAAACGCAGCUUGGUCGCAGAUUAUAGUUGGUGGCUCGAACCUGGGCGAGCUUUUUGGCGCGCUGUUUGUGAUCCUUUUUACUGACACAGUGGCAACGCCGAUCCCCUGGCUUCGACUGGAUGCAAUCCUGCUCCUCAUAACAUGGUAUUUGCCAUACUGGCGGCCUGAGCAACACAAUGUUUCGAUGGCCUGGAUUGCUGCCGCCACAUUUCUACCGAUCUCUUUCGGCUGGGCUGCUGGCGACGUAUCGCUAGCAGCUUAUAUACAAGCGUCACUUGCGCGAGUUGAAUCGAAAACCAUGAAUGUCUCCUCUCUAGGUGCCGUCAUGGCUUUCCUUUACUCCACAUACAUCGUUCUUUACGCAAUCACCUCUCCUAUACUUGGCAGUUAUAUCGAUCACGUCUAUGAGAAAACAGGGGGAACAGAUGGCAAUGGUAAUAUUUUUGAAGCAAUCCGGAAUGUAGGUAGCGUGCAGUUUACCGUGGUUGCAGCUUUGGUACUGGCAGCCACCUUUGUGCCAAGGGGAUCUCUGUCUCUAAAUCCCAAAAUGCUUGACGAUGAAAACCUGGAGCACGAAUUACCGGGCCUCGCGCAACUCUCUUCGAAAGAGGAGUUGAAUUGA
This is a messenger RNA of Aspergillus puulaauensis, 1563 nucleotides long. RefSeq lists its product as uncharacterized. The transcript has a single exon. Lineage: Eukaryota; Fungi; Ascomycota; Eurotiomycetes; Eurotiales; Aspergillaceae. Bases 1 to 1563 code for a protein of 520 amino acids. The record is from RefSeq and is a predicted model, not a curated record.